Messenger RNA from Annulohypoxylon truncatum, 1932 nucleotides. RefSeq lists its product as uncharacterized. Lineage: Eukaryota; Fungi; Ascomycota; Sordariomycetes; Xylariales; Hypoxylaceae. Bases 168 to 1238 code for a protein of 356 amino acids. The record is from RefSeq and is a predicted model, not a curated record. The transcript is spliced from 2 exons.
UCGGGGAUAUCGUACAGCACGCUUGGCGUUUAAAUGUAAGUAGAAUCCAAUGGGAUUUGUCAAUGCAACGCAGGCGCAGCUGCUCAGCCUACGAGAGAUGGCCUCCAAGAAAUAGGGGUAAGGCGUGUCAUAAGCCUUGAAAAGACGAAGCCCUAUCCUACAAUGCAAUGGUGGAUGUUGGUAGGUUAGGUAAUUUGAAUGAUAUUCCCAACUUUAUCAAAAUUGGCAACAUGGGAACCGAAGAUCCGCAAUUUCCUUUUUCCACCCAAACCACGCUUGUCCGCAGCAGCAGCUUUCAGACCCUAGGGCAAUCGGAUAGUUGCUCGCCUGCAGUAUCUACCAUAGAUCGAACCUAUUCCCAAGUAGGGCAAUAUGCACAUCGAUCUUCUAGACUGAAAAGACAAUAUCAAAUACGCUCAAGUUGGAGACGGAAACCAAAAUUAUGCAAACCUCCUUCGGACGAGGGGCUUGCCUGUUCACGAUGCUUGUCAACCGAGAACCAAAAUAGUGGGGAUCGCUGUCUCGAGCAUGUUCUCCAGCGACUUGAAGAGAUGGAUAUGAGACAAGAGCGGCUUCUAAAUAUGCUUCAAAGAGCCAACGGCAAUAAUGAUGGGGACUUUGGGUUCCCCUUCUCACCGACCAGCGCCAACCUCUUUCAACCAAGAUUAGACGUGUUCAGCUCUUCCUCGCUACAGAAGUAUCUACAGAUCACAUUACGUCCAGAUCCGGUCCGGUUAUGUGAUAUGUUCUUAGCAAGAUACAAUCUUCCGCAUAUUCUUACUGGAUCAUACGACCCAAUCGAAUUAAUGCAUGCUAUGCAUGGUUGGGAACAGGAACGCUACGGAGAUAUCGUCCUUAUAGUUCAGCAGCAUACAGAUGACGACUCGCAUGGGAUAGAAGUGCCGUGGAAACCUAUUAAUCAAACAGAAGAGUCACUCCUUGCUUUGAAAGUCACUCAAGUCGUGUCACUUAUCAAAGAGAAUUGGUUAUACCAAGGAAGGUCAAUCCGGAAUCCAGACGAACCUGAUGUGCCAUUCGAAACGGACGAGUUUGCGGACUCCGUUCUCUUCUUAAACUGUCCAGGAUAUACGAAAGCAUUGUUAUACCAAUCAAGCUAUGAUUCUUCCGGGGCUCACUUUUCUCGGGAGCCUUGGCUAAGUGGAAAGCGCUCACUUCUAUGCCAGCUCCAGGUAACCUUAGUCUUCAACCGCCAAAAGUAUGAGGCUGAUAGUGCAUGAUAGCCUGAUGACGAUAGACUACGGGUUGAUCGAUCUUGCCCUUGGGACGGCAGAGUCUUCGGACGGUUAUGGCAAAUAUUUCCUCAUCGACGACUCCUGAGCUUUGCCUGUAUAUAUCUCGUCCUUUCACAAAUGAGUGUUGUCGGCGACACCAGACAAAGUAUCCUAGCAACCAGGAAAGCGAUUCGUUUCGUGAGUUGCUAUGCAUCCAAAUGGCCACGAUUCAUGCAAACGAGCCAGGUUUGGAUCUCAUCGAAUUGGAUCCACCUUCAUUUCCAUAUUCGCGUCCUGUUAGCUGGGAAGCAGUAUUUGCCGGGUACUUAUCAGUAUCAUCUGAAGAAUGGUCUUCGUCCUGCUCGCUUUUCUGGAAAACUCACUUCGCUGAGCGGCACAGGUGAUAUUGGCAUCGCUGAAGAAAGAUUCUCUAUUGCAGUAGUCGCUUCCCAUACGGCAGAUAUGCCAUCAUAUACAAUUAUUUACCUUAGCGACUCUGGGUAUCGGCGACUCUUCAUGGAAAGCGAACGACCUCUAGAUAUGCCGAGUCGGGGAAGAUUUACGGGCGUUGCCGUGUAUCUUAAAGUUCUGCUUUCUGUCCUGCCUAUAUGGAGGCGUAAAUGGAUUGAAACCCUAAACGAAUUUGAUAAUUUGGUUGGGGUGAAGGUAAAAACGUCCAUCAUAGUGCCUUAGACCCUCA